Molecule: messenger RNA, 1780 nt
Organism: Impatiens glandulifera
Lineage: Eukaryota; Viridiplantae; Streptophyta; Magnoliopsida; Ericales; Balsaminaceae
Product: probable serine/threonine-protein kinase mkcB
Exons: 1
Coding region: 262-1425 (387 amino acids)
Source: RefSeq, a predicted model, not a curated record
UAGUUUCACCUUUGUUUGUUUCUCUCUCUUCUGUAUUUGAGUUUGACCUGUUGCCACCUACCGGCAGCCCCCUCUCUCUCUCUCUUCCUCUUCUUUUAGUCCCCCUUUAUUUACCUUUCCCCUUUCCUUCUCCCUUUUCUCUCUUCUUCUUCUCUGUGUUUUCCUUUCAUAUUAGAACUGAACAAGGAGAAGAAGAAGAAAAAGAAAGAUCUUUAAUGGUUAUUUCUUGAUUUUCUCUCUCUAGCUUUGUUUGAUUUAGUAAUGGAUUCUGGUAACAGUGGAAGCUUACAAUCCUCAAGUGGCGGCGAUGAAGAUUACGAUUCCAGAACCGAAUCAAUCUCUUCCUUUUUGAACCCAUCUUUUCACUUUCCCCAAAUCUCUUCAUCAUCAAAUCAACCACCACCGCCGCCGCCGCAACACCCUCCUCCUCUUUCGCUCCACCCAAAUCAACCACAACAACUACCACCCACUUUCUUUGACCACAAUCCCAAUCCCUUUUCACACUCAUCUAACCCCAAUUCAUCAAACCCUAUCUACAAUCUCGAUCUUCCUCUAUGGCAUCAUCACCAAAGAUCUGACCACCCAAACUACACCAACGAUGCUAAUAAUAAUCCCCCUUCUGUUUUGUUACCAUCUUCCUCAAAUCAAUCUCUUAUCAGACCACCUCAAAGGCCAAAUCUUGGCGCCGGCGGCGGCUCCGGUCCCUCCUCCUCUGUGCCAUUACCAGACAACAACAACAACAACCAAGCAACUACUGUCAAAACAUCCAGGAAACGGACCAGAGCAUCUCGGCGAGCACCCACUACGGUUCUCACAACCGACACGUCAAAUUUCAGACAAAUGGUCCAAGAAUUUACAGGAAUUCCGGCGCCGCCGUUCUCCGCUACCGCUGUCUCACCCUACUCUCGCCGGUUUGAUAUCUUCAGUAGCGCACUUAGAUCGUCAUCAGGAGGACCUAUGGAAGCUCUUUCGCCUCUGUUUAACCAUCCAUUCCGUCCCUCUGCUCAGAAACCACAACACCCAUUAUCAAAUUCCAUUUCUGGACCAGCUUCGAGUACUUUCCAGAUAAAUCCAUCUGAUUUGGGUUUUUUAUCCAAGAAUCCAUUGAACCCACAAAACAAUUUCCCUCUUCAAACUCUGUUACAAGACCCUAAUUCUCUAAAAUACACACAAUCAACCACUUCAAGUCUAGGCGAACUCGGGUUGCCCCAUGAUCAUGUCUCCGGCAAUCUCGCCGCCUUUCCCGGCCUUGCACCGCCUGAGGAUCAGGGUCCGCAUUUGGGAUCUUAUGGCACAUCCGGAUACAACCACAACAACAACAACAAGGUGAACGGGUCGGAUUUUAACCCGGAGAAACGGCUGGAAAAUUCGGCGGCGCAGAGGAACGGAGGUACGGCGGAUCCAUGGGUUUGUUCUUCGGAUUAGCAAAAGAUUUUUACAUACAAUAUAUAAAUUAAUAUAUGCAUGCAUAUGUAAUUACACCAAUAUAAUAAGUAGGAAAUAUGAAUUAGCAAAACCAGAGAUCAUGUACGUGGAGAGAGAUCAUAUGUUCUUGGGCCAUUGAUAGAUGAUGAUGAUGAAGAUGAUGAUCGAGCUGCUGCAAUUUUUUUUUGUAGAUCGAAAUUAUUGGAUAUGAAUGAUCAUCACUUCAUUUAUCAUUAUGAUUUUACGAUCGAUGAUACAUGUAAAUUUUGCACCUUUUUUUUUUUUAAUUGUAUUCGUAACAUUGACUUAUUUUCUUACAUGUUCGUUGUUAAAAUGAUCAAAAACAUUCAGGGAU